This is a messenger RNA of Cydia pomonella (codling moth), 8141 nucleotides long. It is a transcript of the gene MYPT-75D, whose product is annotated as protein phosphatase 1 regulatory subunit 16A. NCBI's taxonomy places the organism in Eukaryota, Metazoa, Arthropoda, Insecta, Lepidoptera, Tortricidae. The record is from RefSeq and is a predicted model, not a curated record. Gene Ontology annotation, molecular function: enzyme inhibitor activity; phosphatase regulator activity; protein binding. The transcript is spliced from 10 exons. The coding region runs from base 574 to 2433 and encodes 619 amino acids. Gene Ontology annotation, cellular component: cytoplasm.
AUGAAGUCCAUACCAUACGAGGAUAUUUCAAAUUAAUGUAAAUAUCCUCGUAUUGUAUGGACUCCCGUUCGCAACCUAUAGAGCGGCAGCACCUACAAACUGCCUGUUCCGCGCUCUUCUGCAAUAGAUGGCGAUAACGUCGCUUGGCUUUGUAUGUACGAUUCAUUUUUGUAGUGUGGUGUACUCAAAGAGUUAAGUAUGUAAGUCGGUGUACUGUGUAUGCUGUAUGAGAUCUGUGGAUUUGAGCUGGCAACUGCAGCUUAUCAUUCAUUCAUUCAUUCAUGUCAACUAAUUUUAUAGUGGCAACAUUCAAUAAACGAUGUUUCGUGCCGCUCGCGUUGUCUUGUGAUUUUUCUCCUUGUUUAUAAUUUUCACGAAAAUAACGGAAAAUGAAACAUAACUAUAAUGUUUUAUGUUAGACAAUAAGUAUUUAUUAGUACGUAAUUUAUUUUGCCGUGACCUCUUGCGCUGUAAUUUUUCCAAAGCUGUUUAUCAUGUGUGGCGAAUGUGUCAAGAUUAGAAAGAAACAUACUUUUGCAUCGUAAUACGGAUAAAUAGCGGAGCCGCUACAAAAUGGAGCACUCGGACCUGGUGUCUGAGAUGGCUCAGGUGGAGCACCUCACCACACAGGAGAGGCUCCAUCUAGCAAGGAGGCGUCGCAUGCAGCAGCUAAAACUAUGGCAGCAGCGAGAGAAAGAAUGGGCGCGGUCGCGGGCCAAGCGAGAGAAGAGCACCAAACGAAACAUCUACUUCAGCGACAGCGUCAUGCUUCUAGAGGCCGCUGCUAGAAACGACAUCGACGAAGUUCGCCGCCUACUCUCCCGCGGGGUGACCCCAGACGCUACCAACGAGGAUGGCCUUACCGCUCUCCACCAAUGCUGCAUCGACAACAACGAGGCCAUGAUGCGCCUCCUCCUCGACAACGGCGCCAACGUCAACGCCGAGGACAGCGAGAAGUGGACACCCUUACACGCGGCAGCCACCUGCGGGAACCUCAACUUAGUCAGAAUCCUAAUUCAACGAGGAGCGAAUUUAUUAGCGGUUAACGGGGACGGGAAUAUGCCAUACGAUAUAUGCGAGGAAGAGAGAACGCUGGAUGCGAUAGAGAGCGCGAUGGCGGAGCGAGGAGUAACGCAGAGGUUGAUAGAUGAGACGAGGGCGGCCACGGAGAUGAAGAUGUUGAUGGAUGUUGCUGAGCUCGCUAAAGAGGGAGUGGACUUGGACGAGCCCAGGGACAAUCAGGGGGCUACUCUGCUCCACAUAGCAUCAGCCAACGGGUACCUGAAAGUCGUGGAGUUCCUGCUGGAGCACCGCGCGGCCACCGACGUGGUGGACCACGACACGUGGCGGCCCGUGCACGCCGCCGCCUGCUGGGGGCACUUGGAGGUGCUGGAAAUGUUAGUGCAAUAUGGAGCUGAUCUCAAUGUUAGAAAUAAACAUGAUGAGACGCCUGCAGACAUCUGCGAGGAGGGCGAGAUGCGUGCCCGCAUCGUGCGGCUGGCCGCCGAGCAGGAGGAGCACCGCCGCCGCGCGCACCCGCCCGAGCGCCGCGCCGGCGCCCGCCGCUCCUCCUCCACCGCCAGCAGCAGUCGUGUCCGGUCCGUUCGACGCACGUCGUUACGCGAAAAGCAAAUGGCAGCCAAAGCAGACGCGCGAGGCGAAGCGCGCUUGAGGGAAACCUUCGACUCUGUCGUCGACGACGAUAUGCAGGGCUUAUCGAACGGCGUGGAAAAUGAUCAGAACACUGCUAAUAUACCUCCCGGCGACUUAACGCACAAGCGUCUCUCCACCGGCUCCACCAUGUCCAACCAAAGCGUCGACUCCGGCAACGUUGACUACGCCCCCAAACACCAGUACCUGCCGCACAGAGAGAGCGAGGAAAAAACCUUCACGCAACCCAAAAUAACCAACCCCCUAUUCGGCGUCAACGCCGCCUCACACUACGCCCCCCAACCGGUCCUAGAAGAAGAACCCAAGCACUACGAAAGACCACUACCCAACGGCAUCCGAAAAGCCCCCGAAGGCCAAGACAACGAUACCCUCAAAAACGAGGACGCGAUUGACGGUAGGAAAGACCUAGUAGUGAGCCCGAACCAAAUCGCCCUCACAGAGGGCGCUGCCACCUACACCACAGACAAUAAUGGUAAAAUCAAUGUUCAUGUCACCGUCAUGAUUAACGCAGGCACCCUCGCCGACUUGAAGAAGCAGCGAUCGCAGAUAAGAACAAACGGGAGCCCGGUGGAGAACAGUCUCACAUCAACGAACAACCACAGUAUAACUUCAUUACCGGAGGGCGUAGGCCAGGAGGCGCUACCGGUGCAGCUGAACCCGCUGUCGCUGUCGCCGAGCGCGGGCGCCGUGCCGCGCUUCGCCGGACACACGAGCGACGUCGUCGGGGACACGAGGUCGCGCAGGUGCUGUAUCAUUAUGUAGACUUGUGUGAAAGUGCGGGGUUAAAGUCUGAUUGAUCAUUCCGAAACUAAUUUGGGAAUUUAUUUUUAAUCGUCGAUCAAAUUGGGGCGGUUCGAGUACUAUGCUUGUUGUGUUGAUAGGGUAUUUCUGCAAAAUGUCACUAUUAAGUUACGAAGUGGAACCUAGAAUAUUUGAUUUUCAAACUUAUAAAUGGGUUGAUCAAUUUUAGUUGUGCUCUCCCGUAAGCCAGAAGACAAAUGAAAAAUACUUUACUUAAUAUAAUAAAAUUAUUUGGCUUAAAAAUACUUUCUUUUAAAAAUGUUAUAAUACAUACUCCUAAGUAGAAUUGGGCUUCUGUCUAUGCUGAGAUGUAACAAAUGCAAAAAGAGACAGGAAAAAAUUGAUUGACCCAACUAAAAAGUGACUUCUUGUAAAAAUGGCCAAUAACAUUUAGGUUGUGUAUAUUCUGAAUUAAUUAUGUAAGAGAUAGUACUUCGAAGAGUCCUAGGCCGCCUAUCAAUCCCAUUUGAGAUCAGGUCUCGAUUUUAUAAAGCUACAAAUUACAGUAGUACUAAUCAAAACCGGCAACACUGCUCAAAAGCCCGCUUAUCAUUGGUCAAACAAUGUUGCCAACCUACAACAAUGUGAUUUGUGCUUAUAUAAAAUGGGGUCCAGACGUAUGCCGGUGGAAUUGCCAUUGCAGCUCACAGCUACGGCUUGCCAAUGUGCUAAGAUCAUUGUGAUAGUUGCACGAGCUCAACAGUUAUUGUACCUAGAGGUAAGAUGGUUGCUAAUAUUUUAGUAAAAUCUCUAUAUCCCAGAUACUUAAAUGUUUUCGUGUGUUCUUUUAAAUAGUGUUGUGCUAAAAUUGAUUACCGCAAAACGUGUGUAUGGACCCUUGGGUACUUGUGGUAAAAAAAAACAUCAAUAGGUCGACUAAAGUAAGGACGCUAAACAUGAAGAAUUUCGUACGUUGACCCGCCAUUUCCUAUCCCUAUAUCAGGCGUAAUUAUAUUGCUUUCCCGCCGAUAAUGCCGGCGGUUAAUGCCACUUUGCGAGCGGGACAGCAAUGUAAUCAUGCGCGUGAGAUAAUACCGGCGGUUAAUACCACUGCGAGCGGGACAGCAAUGUAAAUCAUGCGCGUGCAAUAAUGCCGGCGGUUAAUGCCACUUUACGAGCGGGACAGCAAUGUAAUCAUGCACCUGCGAUAAUGCCGGUGGUUAAUGCCACUUUACGAGCGGGACAGCAAUGUAAUCAUGCACGUGCGAUAAUGCCGGCGGUUAAUGCCACUGUGCCAGCGGGACAGCAAUGUAAUCAUGCGCGUGCGUUAAAGAUAGGAAAUCGCGGGUGAAUGUACGAAAUUCUUCGUGCUUACCGUGUUUACCUUUCUAAAAUAUCGGUCACUAAAUGUUGCUUUCUGAAUCCGUUACAAUAUGACAACACUAUUUUGCCUAAGCUGGCCACAAUAUUUGUGAAUUUGACAUAUCAAUAUCUGUCAUUGUAAUUAUCUGGGUUAUAGAAAUAGAGAUAAGUUGUAACAGAUUCCUAUACGUAAGGGUUAUCUUUUAGAUCCGAUGAACGUAUUUUAUAGCGUCAUCUUCGCCUUACCAUUUUCCUAGUUAACAUUCCUUUAUUUAAUUAACUUAUUCAUAUUUGAAAUCAUUAUAUGCGUAGACAAAGUAUUGUGAUUGGAAAUUGAGUACUUAAAAUAUAUUAAAUACUGCAUUAUUAUAUAUUUUAAAGAGUAUUUUGUACAACAUUGCAUUAUUAACAAAAGUAUCAAUCAGUAUUUUAUUCUACACUACGUAUUCUAUUAUAGAACCUAAUUGCAAUACAUAAAGUGCCUCCCGGUUCAGUUGUAAAGCAAAUUAUAUAAAAUGACAUAAAAUAAUAAUAAAUUAUUUUUAAUAUGUAAGAAAUUGAUAUUUAUGUAGCUCGGUAUGUAUAAGUAAUUUAUUAAUAGUUAAAAUGUUUCAGAAGCCCUAUUGGAACAUAAUACUGUGAAUAUGCAUUUAAAACAAGAUACUAUGACAUUUUGUUCCUUAGAUUCGAUCGCUUCUUGUACAAAAAGUAUUUGUUACGUGGACCAUUGCUGGCAAUAAACCUAUUGAUGUAUUGAUACAUAAUCUACAUAUACAACAUAAAUAACAUAAGAAUUUUUCAAACUGGAAUAAGGUACACGGAGAGGCAAAAUACAAACUAAAUUACAAGCUUAAUGCAAUACUAGUAAAGUUAGCUAAAUGAUAUACUUUUAUGUAAUUAGCCCUAUUUUACUAUUUUUGACAUUUAUUCCUUUUACCGUCAACCUUAUUCUGGCAUGAUCUCAUCCAAAUUUACCAACAUUACAAAAAGUUGACUGUCGGAAUUUAGUUUUGAAUUUUACAAAAAAUUUAUCGUAAUUUCUUAUAAAAUCAUGUGACAAUUAUACACACCAUUGGUUUACGGUAAAACGAUUGAUUACAAAUUGAUAAUUCUGACACAUAAUUGCUAAAACGGAACUUAAUGCUAAUAAAUCGUAAUGAUUGCAAUUUAAAAACAUUCCAAAUGACUUCGCAUUGAGUUUCGAAUUUAAGACAAUUGUUAUGAAUACCUACAUAGUGAUUACUUAAUGUUUGGGCGUGAUAUGAGCAAACUAUGUUAACAAUUUACAUUUAUUAAAUUUAACCAGUGUUUUUAUUAAGGGCUGAUUGUUACCUUUUGAUAAAGUACUUGUUAAGAAAUGGUAUAUAACACGAUCAAAGUAGACAAAAUUCAUGUAGAGAUAUACUCGACGAGUGUCUAAACGUGUAAUCAUGCAAACACAAAAUAGUGUUUCAAGUGUUUUGGACAGAAGGUAGCCUGACUAACGUAUGACACGUUGUCUUUCGACUCUAGAGUUGUUACGCGCGUCCUAUGAUUAUGAGUAAUAAACGCGUUCAGCGCUAAAAAUGUCUAGCAUAUCUCUACUUGGAGAUGUAGUACAGUAGUUUAAACUGCCCAUCCACUAAUGAGAUUAAACAGCUGACUGUUGACAAAGUGAGGGGGCCACAGCGCGUUUAGUUUAACAUCCACAGGUUACGACAACGUUUGAGCACGACCCCAGUAGAACUUGUAGACUAAAACCCCCGGUUAUAAGACUUUGGUCUCCCGUUGACGUAGGUAGACUGCGUAAAAGGUGUCGUUAUAUAUGUAGAACCUUGUAUAUUUUAACGCUACACGCAGUGUUACGAGGAAGACCGAGGCCUAAAACCUUUAGCGGCACUAAAUAUAUAUUAAAGUUCUCCGCAUCAUGAAUAUGACAACGUUGUACGUAACGUGUGGAUUGUAAGUGAGUGCCUUUUUCUUGUUCAUCAAUUGCUAAAUACUCUAUGCGUGCCAAUAUUUUCCUAUUCGUUUUAGUCGCGAUCAAAACCUAAACAAACUAUUUGCAUUUUAUCUUUUUGAAGAACUCUUAUUAUCUAUUUAGAUUAUUGUAGUUUAUGCAUUUUACUUUAUUUCUCUCGAUAUUAUCCAGUGUUCAAGGUCUGUGGUAUUCUUGUUAGAUUCUAAUGGCAGCUUGAUCCAUACAGUAGAAAGUUUUUAGAUUAAUAAACUUUGUAUUUUAAAUAUAAACGCGAUUCAAAGCACGAAAUAGUCACAGUAAGUGCGCAGCACGCUGAGUCAAUGAAAUGAUUUAUCCUGAUGAAGGAUUCCAGAGAUAUCCGAAUCAUUUCUGACCUACAGUGGGUAUUGAGUGAGUUUAAUCGGUUUAUAUGAUAAUGUUCUUAUAAUAUUAAUGUCAUGUGGGUUUCAUUAGGUCCCAUCCAGUAGUAAUUCAUUCGUCCAUAUCUUAGUCACUAGUGUAAACAAGUAAUGUAGAUGUUUUUUUAAUCUUCAGUACUUAAAAAGUACUUAGAAAACUAUUGUUAUUAACACUCUUUCGGAACGUGUUAACUUAGAAUAAUAUUACGCAUAAAACAUUUUAAAGAUAUAAAAUAAAUUGGGCUCAUUAUAUCAAUUUAUGAAAGCCCCAACUUAAUAGUCCCAAGAAUAUACUUAAAUAUAAAAUGAUUCAGAAUUGUCUAAGCAAUACAAAAUGGCCUUAUAGAGAGAUAUAUAAGCACAAUUUAUAUUUUGGUUGUUUUUCUUUAUAACAGUAUUAUUAUAUGAAUGCAUUUUACAUAUUUACCUACACAUACUGCGUUUUUGUGAUAUUGCUAUUGUAUUAUAUAAAAAAUAUUAAAACCAGGAAUAGUAUAAAAAUAAGUUGAACCGUUUACAUAUGUUUCAAAUUGUAAUUCAGCGUAAUAAUACAUAUUUACAAAAGAGGUGAUGUGAAAUAAAUGAAAAAGUGUUGGUUGUGAAGAAUGUUCAGUAACGACGUUGGUGUGUAGUGUUUCUAAAAAUAAACCCGAAAAAUAAAUUAAAACCCCACAAAUUUACCAAAAUCCAAAAUAAAGUAGUCUGUUUGCAAUUGUCGUGUUAUGCUGAGAUCAAGGUGAAUUUAUCUGUUAUAUCACUAGUAUAAUUAUAUUCCACUGAUAAGGUCUAAAUUUGUGUUAUAACUUAUAAAUAUAUUUUGUAUAUUAUGAUUAUGAGACCGUUGAUACCAGUGCCUCCAGUCGGUCUUGCCUUAGACGGUGAUAACAACAUUGUCUGUAAACCAUUGAAUACUAUUAGAUGCGUACCUAAAUUAUCAAAGUAUAAUAUAUAGUAGUGAUUUCUGCAAAAUUUCUUAGGGAUAUUUAAAAUAAAAUUUCAGAACAUUGUAUUUAUAGACGUAUUUAUUAUAAGUACUGCUAAACCUUUAUCGAGGAAUGACGUCACAACUCUUGUGUCAAAAUAAGUGUUCUUUUACAUUAGAUGCCUAUUUUAUGUGAAAAUAAUAAUCACAUUUCGAAUGGUUUUGUAGUGUUUUUUAACGCAGUUAGAUCUUAAACGAGUCUAAAGAUUUCUAUUGCUCAUUUUUACAAACUUUUUGCUAAAUUCUUACUAUUUAUACCCUUGGUAGUGUUAGUAAUACAUAUCGAUAGACAUGUUUGGUAUCUCAGUGUUGUCCAUUGAUUCCUAUUAGAUCUUGCCCUCUAGUGUCUUGCCCUGUUCAAACUACAUGCCACAAAUAUACACAUGUUGUGUAGAUUACCUGCAACUAUCCCUAUAACUCUUAGUUUCACAUUAGUAGAAAAUAUAUAACUUACCAACACAAUUUGAGCUUUGUAGUUAUAACAUUGGUAUGAAAACUUCCAUCAAGAGUUUUAUAAAAUAUAUUGAUUAUGUAAUUAUUAUUAAUAGAUUGGAUGUUGUGAAAAUUAUUAUAUACAAUGUUUAUUACUUAAAAAUUACUUACCAUUUCAUUUGAAUGGCAGGUCGGCUUUCGUGUUAGACAUUCUGUCCAUUCUGUGAAAGAACUCAAGUAUGUAUAUUACGAGUCAAUAUUGUCUUAUUCAAAUCUGAUGAUUAUUUUGGUGCGUACAUCCAUUUUACGAUUAUGGGUGUUCAAAGUGCAGCUGAUACUAUUUAUUAUAUUAUUAUUCUAUCAAAUCUUAUGUAACUUAUGUUUAAAUAGAUAAAAGUUAAAUUUGGUACAAAAAGAUAAUUUACCUAACUGUUAAUUUAUAACAUAAAAAAUGCACGUACGAAAACGCAAAAAUGCAAUAUUUACCUAGGUGUGUUAUUCUUACUUUAAUGAAAACUGAUAAUAUUUAAACAUAAGUAUGAAAAAUUCUACUUUUUUGUUAUAAUGUAAAAAUAAACCAAUUGUUUAAACCAAA